ACCCAUUUUUGCAAAUUUUAUCUAUGCACUUAAUAAUAACACUUAAAAAUUGUUUUGGUAAAAAUAGAUAUGGUAGCCGUAUUCUGACCCUGAUAAGAACUUUUAGGAAGUUAAUGCCCCAAGCGUAAUUGAGGUAGGGUUAAUAUGUGUUGUUUUUUCUUACAAUUUUUAAAAUAAUGGCUUUUGGCUGCUGACGUAUAUGUUUUGGUCCAAAAGUUGAUAACAUUGGAGUAAUGGAAAACUAUUUAUCAAGAUUUGUACAUUCCAGACUUUUACAUUCCACAGGUACAAAUUUCGAUAACCGUAAAACCCUGGAUUCAAGAUUUGUAUUUUCAAGGAUUGUACGUUCCACAUUUAUACAUUCCAGAUUUGUACGCGCUUAUCACACAGCCUAAGCCUAAACAUUAUUUCCAAUAAAUGUUGAAUCAAUUUAAGUUGCACAACAUGUUGACGCCACUAUUUUUCACGGUCGGUUCUCAUAAUUUGCAGAUACUAUCUAUAGCCGUGAUUUAUAGUUAACUUACUGUCUCCUAUCCCAAUUAAUCAUACAUAAUGGUAUUAUCUAUACAAUUAACUUCAUCCAUUUUUAUCAAAAUCUUGGAAUAAACAAUAUCUACAAUUAUCGUAAUCAUGAUAAGCACAGGUAAGAUGAAACUGGUUUCAUUUUAAUGAUACCCGUUUAAUUUAUUAUAAUUUUUUGUGUUGAUAAAAAUUAAAUAACUACUUUUGAAAUUCAAAGUUGAAUUUCUUUACUGUUCUGUGUUUUGAACUCACUAUUCUUUCUUACGUUUUAUUUGACAAAUUUUGUAUUACAUUUCAAAUUAAAACCAUGAAUAAUUUAGGCGGCGAAGUUACUAUAAAAGUCAAAGUAAGUGUUUUUACAUAGAUUUUUUAAAAAGAAAUAUUAUCUUUACGUUUAGACAUUUUUCUUCCUAAUAUUACUGAUUAUUAAACUGGACUGCAUUUUAUUUGUCGAAAUAAUUAGUUAUACAACUGAUCCAUGAAGUAUGCUCAUAACAUUUUUAGGAGUAAAUAAUGCAUAUAUUCAAAUAUAUGCACAAUAUUUUCAUAUAGGUGCUUAGAUAUUUCACAACAUUUAAGGAGUAUUUUGCCAACUUUUGGCAAUACCAACUUUAUUUUUUAAUGAAAACCUGUAUUAAAAAUCAUAUAAAUAGAUAGAGUAAUAGUUAUAAUAAAUUUUGGUGUUGACAUUUUUCAUUUUUGUCACUGUUAACGAGAUAAACCAUUUUAAAGUGUAGGCGGGGAAUGGUUGUGGAACAUUAUUCAAACACCAGGUGCUUUGCCACUACAAAAAUUAAUAUGCUUCACUUCCCCACCUGCCUAUACCUACCUAAAAGUUGAAUUUUCUCGUGAACGAGAGGACUGAAAUCAAAAAUGUCAACACCUAAAUUUAUUUUAACCAUUAGUCCAUCUAUUUAUGACAAUUUUGGAACUCUCGCAGUAUUUUAUUUACACUGAAAAUGUAUCUACUACAACCGCAAUCUACUCCAAUCCCAUUCGUUAUUUUUUUUCUUUUACCUUGGAAAACUACUUUUUUAACUCUUCUUAUAAUUGUUGCAACAAAAUGUUACAGAAAAAAAAAAACUGAAAGAGAUGGAGUAGUUUUAAUAUUCCGUAUCGGCAGACUAUAUAAUAUAUACUGUAUAUUGGUGUAUUAAAGGCUAAAUACAUUUGAUGUAAAGGAUAUAUUCUAAAGUCAGGUUUGUCUGGUAACAUAUAUAUAACUAUGCCUAUGACAUAAGAGCACACCAUCAAUGUUCGACCCACAUUUAUCGUCCGGGUCGUAGAUUACAUAUUAUGCGAUCAACAUUCAUGUAGAUAACAUAUGUCUUAAAUUCCAAUUUUUAAUAUAGGUUCUCAUUUGAAAAAAAAACAAAUUUGGUAUUUCCAACAGGAUAUUCCUUAAAUAUUGCGAAAAAAGUAUAUGAAAAUAUCGUUUCUAACUGCACGUAAAAAUUCCAAAAAUCAGAAUUUGAAUGCUUGGAUAUUUUAGUUCUAAAAGUGGGGUGAGCAUAUUUAAUUAAUCACCCCAUAUAUAGUAUUGUUAACUAUUUAUUUUCAUUGAAAUUAUUUAAAAAAGUAUGAGCAAUAAAAUACAAUUGAUUUAUAAAAAAGCGUAUGAAUGUUUUAUAUAUAUUUUCUAUGCUGUUUAAGACUUAGGGGUCCUAUUUUCAAGUAAAUCAAAAACAUUGAUCUUAAAAAUAAUCAAAAUCAAUUAAGUUUAAUUAAGUUAUUCUUAGAAUUAAAUGUAAAGUAAUAAAAGUAAUUUAUGUAAUUGUAUAAUAUGUUAUAGGAAGCCAUACGAACUAAGCUUAAAGAAAUGAAUGCAAAUAGUAGUAAGUAAUAAUUUGUAAAAAAAUAAUGUACACAUUUAUACAUAUUAUGUAAUUAAAUAAUUAGUAAGUACUGAGCAUCUAGGUAUUUUAUUAUUUGAAGCAAAAGCAUUAUACCUAGUUGAUAUAUUAGUUGAGAAUUAUUCCCAGUGAUGUAUCCAGAAUUUUUUUUUAGGGGGGGGAAGUUGAAAAAAAUGUAACAAAUAAAAUUGUUUUGAGUUUUGUGUGUAUUAUUAUCAUACAUUAAACAUUUUAUUACUAUUUUACAGCACUAAAAAGUUAAAUAUUUAUUGUUUUUAAAAAUUAUAAAUAUAAAUUCAUUUUUUGUUUUGAUGUUUUAGCAAGUUUAUCUAUACCAUCAUUGAUCUUCGUUGAUACCGCGAUAAAUAUAUUUUAGUAAGGCUAAACCAUUUAAACAUAUCUGUCCCGAGGAAUUUUUCAAAUCACAGAGUGUUGAAAACAAUCAUUCUCCCGUUUCAGUAGACACUGGAAGUGUUAUGAAUAUAUAUUUGAAGAAGUUUAGAUAUUACUGGAUAAACAUCUGGAUUAGUUUGGAAGUAUACUUGAAUAGCAUUUUUGUUCUUGAUUUCUUGAGUUCGGAAGAUAUCAAAUUUGAAUAUUUAGUGUUCCACAAAUCUAAUUCUCCAUUUAAUAUAUGAUUAUUUAAAUUUUAAUUGUUAUAUCACCAAUUAUAUCUUGAUAUGUUUCUACUAACUGUUUGAAUUUACCUUUAAUAUCUUCAGAUAUUUUCAUUUCUAUCUUAGGUAAAAUGCAACCAAAAUUAUUCAAAACAAUUUUGUACAAUAUGAAUAUUUCCUUUAAUUGGUCUAAAAACUUAUCUUUAAAAGGUAUGAAUACUUAAAAAAAAUAUUUUGGUUCAUCUGAUUUAGAUUGACGUGAAAAACUAAUGGUAAUAUCACUAUUUUCUAGAAUAUCUUUAAUAUUAUUUUGAACAUUAGCAGCUUCUAAUACAGUUUUUAAAUAAAGAUUUACUGUUUGAAGAUAUCGAUUAAGUGGAAAACUUAUGGAAAGUAUUUUCAUUAAAAUAGAUAAAGUUAUUUGAAAUUUUAAUUUGUAUCACAGAAAGAAAAUGACUUGUAGAACUAGAAGUGUCAAAAUCUGUUCAAAGUGUAAUUCUAUCUAGUGUAUGUAAAAUGUCUGGUUGAAGUUCUUCAAAUAAUAUAAUUGCAUCAUAGCGAUCGACCUAUUGAGUUGCACAUAGAUUUUUUAGUUUAGAAUCUAACCUUCCUUACUACAUAGUUUAAAAAUUUAUAUUGAAUAUUAGGAUGUUUGACUAAUAUCCUACUGUUAAUUGAUCUAAAAUGUCACAUUCACCGCAAAAGUGACUAUUUUCCUUCCCUUUAAAUGGUUAUCGGUAUUGUUUAUAUAUAUAAGCAUAUAUACACAAUAUAUAUUUAAGCAUAUAUUUUCCUUUCAGAUCAUAAGCAUCACACAAAUAUUCAAUUUCUCUCUAAAUUUUUAUCCAACCAAAUAGACUUCCCUACCUUACUUAGUGAAAUAAUCUUCUGUGUAUUCCCAUGUCAUACAUGUUCUUUUAUUACCUUUUCAACCCCAAGUAUACUCUUUAUUUCUUUCAAAAUGCCCCUAAUGGUACUCCUUCACUGUUCUGCUAAAACCGACCCUACUUUUCAAUGUUAAAAUUAUAUAAUUAUUUAAAUUAUUUUUAUAUGUAUUUUGCAUUUGUAAUUGGACUUGUCCAUUUGAAAUAAAAACAAAAUAGUCAAUGGUAUCGGAUAUUAAAUAAGUGUAAAAAUCAAAUCAUUCAAGUGGUUAUAAAAUGAUAAAAAUUAAUUUUUAAAUUUAACUUAAUAAAGAGAAAAUUUGGAAAAUCUGUUCUGACCUUCUUAGUAUAGAAGUGUUUAGUUUUAAGUUGAUAUAUUAUUCAUACUAUCUCUAGACAAAUUAUAUAUUUUUAACAGUAAGUAACAGAUUUAUGGGAUCUAUGGAGUCUGGACUCUCCAGACACUGAUAUAAUUUCAAUAAAAUCAUUUUAUUACAAAUUUAGUACAUGAUUUUCAAUAUUUGAAUGAUGGCGUAUAUACAAUUAACUUUUUUGUGGGUGUGGUGUGGGGGUUAUAUUUAGUGUACAUUGUACAGGGUAAUAAAUCUUCUUUAAGACCAUUCAGUUUUAUAAUUUUCAUUGAUUUAUUUUUAUAUGAUUUAAAGAAACUAUAAUAGGUACUACACUUUUACCAAAAUAUGUAUUUUUGACUUCAUAUUUGGCAACAAAAUAUUAUUUUGAAAAUGAUUAUGUAAAUCUUUAGUUUAGUUAAUACCUGUAUUUUUUACAUUUUCCCGUUUUUUUUUUUUUUUUUUGGGGGGGGGGGUUUGGUUUUACCAUUUGAUGAGAAAACUCUUAAGAAAAUCAAAAAAUAACCUCCCUAAGGUACCUUCCUACACCGAUUUCCUUUCAGAAAAGUUGUUACACAUAAAAAUCGAAGCAAGUCCACUGGUAAAAAAGUUAUCCACAGAAAAAAAAAAUAAACAUCAUUGUAAAACCAUAAGCUUCUUCGCUCUACUUAGAGUCUAAAAAUCACAGAGAUAAAUAAUUAAAGAAUUUAAGUAGUGAUAAAUAAUAAUUAUAAAAGUAUAUUUGUGUAAAAACAAAACAAUAUUAUUAUUAUUAUUAUUAUUGGUUAUUAGGAAUUUAUUUAUUUUAGAAUUUUCAUCAGUGAUAGGUUAGGUUAUGGAAUCCUAAAUAAAAUAAUCUAGUUAAGAAUCUGGAAAAAUAUCCAACAUCGCUAUCUAUAUUGAUGUCUCAUAAGCUUGGUCGAACUCCACCUUGGAAGCCAUAGCCACAAAAUUAGGCCUUGAAUCGCUAGCUUCCAGGUGGUUGCUCAGUGAUAUAGCUUUCAUACAUAAAUUAUUUAAUAAUAAAAUACUGUGUCCAAAUGAGUUCCACCUAUUAGAUUUAUGCAAUACUGUGCCAAAUUUUGAUUUAUUCAUAGAUUCACGUAUUAAAUUUAAAAUAAUUCUAUUGAAUUUAAAUUGAAUUAUUAAUUGUGUAUAACCUAACAGUUAAAUUCAUAUAGUGUAUAUAAACAUCACUAACUAAAUUCUAUGCUGUAAUAUCUUUUUGUUAACUGUACUAAUUAUUCCUUUGGAAUGUUAAUUAAUAAAUAAUAAUAAUAAAAUAAUAUACACAUGACUCCAUGAUAAAUUACAAUAUUAAUUUUGAUAGCUUGGUAAUACAUUAAUGCAUUAAAUUAUAGAAAAUAGUUCAGUCAGAUGGCUAGCGAUCACAUAUUUGUCGUCAGGAAUUCCGCAAUGACGGUCACAGGGUAUUGAUAUGGUAAUCAUACAUUUGUGUUUUUAUAAUUUUAUAUGUACAGUAAUAGUCACUAUAUUAUGUAAUAAUGUAUGAAAAAAAUAUUUAUUAAUGAAUUUUUUUUGGUUAUAAAAAACCCCCUUCCUACCUAUGUAUCUUUGUUUUUAAUAACUCGACCUACCAAUUAAUAUUUUUAUUUUGUUGGUUUCUUUUAAAUUAUUAAAAUAUAAUGUUCUAGGUGAUGAAAUAAUAGAUUAUAUCAUGCUGUUAGUUACAACUAAAAAAUCUACUACAGAGUUGGUAAAAAGUAUCGAUUUUUUGAUGGAAAAUAAUACACCUAUUUUUGUGAAAUGGUUAUCGACGGUAAUAAAAAAAUUGCAGCAAGUUACUGUAUCUACUACAGAAAUAGGUAAUAAAUUAUUUUUAGCAAUUAAAUGUUUUUAAACAGAAAUGUUAAAAUAUAAAGAUUCUUUUCUGGUACAUUAAAAUAUAAAGUUUUUACAAAAUAUGUUUUUUUCUUUUGUUAUUAUUUAAAUCUUUUAAUUUUUAUCAAAGGUUUGGUAAUAAUAAGUGCAUUUUCCGUAUUAGUAAUCAUUGAUUAUACAAUAUCUAAUCUAUACUAAAAAUUAAAUUUAUGUAAUGAGAAUAAUAUUUACUUUUUACAGAAGAUCUUCAGACGCCUAAACAAAAUACAAGUAUAAUACCUCAUAAAAAUGGUCAGACUGAUGAUAUUUUAAUUUGUGAAGUUCCCAAUGAGAAGUUGAAAAUUUCUGAUGAAGAGAAAGAAGAACUUAAGUUAGAUUUCCCUGUUGGUAAUGAGAACAUACAAAUAUUCAAUAGAGAAAAUAUGAUUAUAAUUGAUUCUUUAUUUAAUAUUAAUAUAUUAUUAUAUUAUUAAUAUAUUAUUAAUAUAUUUUUAUUAUAUAAUUUAUAUUUAAUAACAUAUAAUAAAUAAAUUCUGAUUUAAUAAUUAUUGAAAUAUACAAAUAAGUUAUCAAUAGUCAGUGGCAUACAGAGUUAAAUAUGUAAUAAUUAAUUAAUAUAUUUUUUAUAAAAAUAGUUUCAAUUUUAAUCAAUUAACUUUUUUUAUUAUUUAUGUUAAUUGUGUUUUUAUCCAAUUUGAAUAUUAAACAUUAGUAUAACUUGUUUUAGAAGAAGAAAAUGGUGCACAGCAAUUAAACGAAUCCAAGUUAAUAAAGUAUCAUGAAGAUGAUAUUUCACCAUUGCUAAACAAAUUAAACAAACCGAAACAAAAUAUUUGUUCUUUUCCGAAAAAAGAUAUUAAAACUUUAAAUAAUAUACAGACAAAUAAAAAAACUAUUUCUAACACUGAACCAAUAAAGAUUAGUUGGAAUAACAAUAAAGAAAUUAACUCUAAAACAAAAAGACCGAGAAUAACAAUAAAGAGUGAUGACGAAGAUGACAAAAGUGUUAGACUAAAAAUUCCAAUAACUAUGAAAGAAACUACUAAACCAAUCACAAAAGGUCUACCAAAGAAAAAUAAAAAGUCCACGUCUCAAAUCAUAGUUAAACCAUUAAAAACUAAAGUAAGUUUUAAUACAUAUUAUAUUAUAUUAAUGAAGCUUGAUUAAAUUGUUUUCAGUGACAAUCAAAUUAAUAUAAAUAAUGUUUAUAAAGGUUGUCAUAUACCAGUGAGCAUUAUAGUUAUAUGUUAUAAAUAACUAGCAGAUAACAAACCUGUAAAUGUAUGUAGUAAAAGUGUAAAAGAGAUCUGACAGAGAGUGACAGUGUUGGAUAAAAACAAAAAAUAAAUAUGGCAACAUUAAAAAUUCUUCUUUUUCUCCUCCUUCAUCUCAAAUAUUUAGGAUCUGUCGCCCUUCAUCAAAAACUUCCACUUGAUCUGAUCUCCCAUUUGUUAGUAUUUGUCUCUAAAUGUCAAAGAAAUCUUUAAAACUACUAUAGUUUUAUAUUUUUUAGUAAGGUAUUAUUAUUUUUUAAAUUAUAUUGUAAAAAUCAAUUCCAGAAAUUGUAUUAAUAUGGUUUAUCUAUUAUAUUAUGCUUAAUAUAACAUAAUAUUUGAUAAUAUUUUAAUAUUUGGUAAAUCUAAUCUAAAAUAAUAAUUUUUAAUUUUCCUUCAAAUAUUAUUUAUUUUAAACUAAUAUAAUAUUUGUUGUUUUUUUUUUUAAAUUUUAGGCUUGUUUAGUAUACUUUUAUAUCUUGUAAAAAUCAUAAAUAAAUUGUAUUAGAUAUGUUUAUUAAAAUAUAAUUUUUUUUAAAUAAUAAUUAAAAAGGUUCAAUUAUAUUUAAUAGAUACUGAAAUACGUGACUAAAAUAUGUGUAAUCUAUACAGUGGUGAAUAGUGUUUCCCUAAUUCAAUUGUUUAUUUCUAGAAAUAUAUAAAAUGGGUGAGGGUGUGUGGUAAUUAAGAGUAAUUUUUUCAGUACUUUGCUUAGGGCUUGAAAUAUACUCACGACACCACUGAAUGUGUGUAUUGAUUAUUUGCUGCAGCUAGAUAUUUUGUGCAAUAGCUGUCAUUUCAGUAGCAUAUUAAGUAUCUACCUUAUCUAAUAUCUUUCAAUGUAUAUGUAAAAUAUUGUAAUUGGUUUAAUAUUUAUUGUUUAAAAUUAAUUUGUAAGUAUAUUUGUACUUAGUUUAAACCAAUUAUGCCUUUGUUAUUUUAAUGUUUUUCAAUUGUAUUUAGCAAAAUAUACACGAGGCUGAAAAGAAGUUAUUUACACAUGAUUUUGGUGGGCAGCGUAUAGAUCAUCAACGUGGAGCUUUAGCUUUAGAUAUUGCAUUCAAGUAUAUACAGCAACAAAUCGGUGCAUCAGAUAGAGAAAUUGAAGUUAUAAAAAAAUGGAGAGAUUAUGCUGUAGAUAUGUUACGUUCUGCCAAGAAAGUGUAAUAAAUUGUUAAUUUGUUAAAAUGUAUACAAGUUUGUGAUAAAGAAUGAUUUGUAUUACAUUGUCAAAGUCCUACUUUAUAUUAUGUUCAAUUUAUUUUAAAACUAUUGUAAUUUAAGUUAAUUUUUGUAACUUAAUCAUCCUACUCGCUUCCCCCUAAAAAAAAAAAAUGUAUAAAAUUUAAGUUAGAAGGCUAUUAAAAGAUUAGGUACCUAUAAAUUAUGUUUUAUAUAUUCAAACAUGUUUAAUUGUUUAAGAUGAUAUUGUAUUGUAUAUAUUUUAUGUUAACAAAUAUCCCUUAAUUAUAUUAAGAAUAUUUUUAUGGUUAAUAUCAAUAAAUC
This is a messenger RNA of Cinara cedri, 8848 nucleotides long. NCBI's taxonomy places the organism in Eukaryota, Metazoa, Arthropoda, Insecta, Hemiptera, Aphididae. The record is from the annotation of a GenBank genome assembly.